AUUAUUUCUAUUUCUUUAAGCAAACAACGUCUUAUCAACGCCCCGGCUUCGGCUAAGCUAAGCUAUCCCUUUUCUCCUUCCUCGCUCCACCCACAACCCAGUUUCUAUCUCAAUUUCUCCCAUCCCCACCUGAUUUUUUUGUUCAAUUUUAGGGCUUCAUCAUGCCCAAGUCAUGGUGCAACUUCACGUAUUCAAGGCCUCCCUGAGAAAAGCUAGAACAGUGUUCACAUAUUCCCAAUUAUCCGAAAGACCAAAACCAUGUCUCCUUCUUCCCAAUAUGGAGAAAAAAAAACAUCUUCUUUUUGCAGUGGAUAAGUAGCUGUCUAGCUAUAUUAUUCUCUCUAGGGUUCAGUUCCUAUACAAAAUUCUUUCUUAGGGUUUUUUUUUUUUUAGGUUUCUUUGUUUUACCCUUUUGAGUUUCUGCUGCCAUGGAGGAAUAUAAUCAUCUAAACGAGAGUAGUUCCACUCCAAGGGGAAAUUUCUUGUAUGCAUCUCCAGUUCUUGCACCAAAUUCUUCAUCUUCUCCAUAUGGGAGAACUAACAGCAGCUCUAAUACGAUGCCCGUAAGCUCCUUUCACCUUCAAUCGAGCGAGUGUUAUCAAUCUGAUGUGAAAACGUCUGACGCCGCCGGAAGUUCAAGCCAGAAAUUUCAUUACCCUUUAGUGAUCAGAGGUCAUCCGGUGAUUCCUCACCAAGAUGGGAACGAGAACUCCGGCGCUGAAGUGGAAGCUAUAAAAGCCAAGAUCAUCGCUCAUCCUCAGUACUCGGACCUUUUGGAAGCUUACAUGGAUUGUCAAAAGGUCGGAGCCCCACCUGAAGUUGUAGCUCGGCUAACAGCUGCUCGUCAAGAGUUUGAAGCACGGCAGCGGUCUACGAUGACUUCAAGAGAUACUUCAAAAGAUCCAGAACUCGAUCAAUUCAUGGAAGCUUACUAUGAUAUGUUGGUGAAAUACCGUGAGGAGUUAACGAGGCCGAUUCAAGAAGCGUUGGAUUUCAUGCGGAGGAUCGAAACUCAACUCAACAUGAUAAGCAACGGACCCGUGCGGAUCUUCAACAAUGGUAGUGAUGAGAAGUGUGAGGGUGUUGGUUCAUCUGAGGAGGAUCAAGACAACAGUGGUGGAGAGACAGAACUACCUGAAAUUGAUCCACGAGCUGAGGACCGAGAGUUGAAGAAUCAUUUACUGAGGAAGUAUAGUGGUUACUUAAGUAGUCUCAAGCAAGAACUCUCUAAGAAAAAGAAAAAGGGAAAACUACCUAAAGAAGCCAGGCAGAAGCUACUUAAUUGGUGGGAGUUGCACUAUAAAUGGCCAUAUCCUUCAGAAUCAGAGAAAGUGGCAUUGGCUGAAUCAACUGGUUUGGACCAGAAACAAAUAAAUAAUUGGUUUAUAAACCAAAGGAAGCGACACUGGAAACCUUCAGAAGAUAUGCAGUUCAUGGUUAUGGAUGGUCUUCAUCCACAGAAUGGAGCUUUCUACAUGGAUGGUCACUACAUGGGUGAUGGUCCAUACCGGUUGGGGCCACAGGUCUGAACUUGCAAAAUCUGGUGAAGGGCAUGGACAAACUGCCACAAUAUGUAUGCAGGCCAUCUAGUUAAAGCUUUUCAUUUAAUUUUAUUUUCAGUCGUUGCAUGAAAUCAGUCUAUAUUCCCAUGCUAUCCUCAUUGGAGACCACAAUGAUAGCAAACACUGUUCUUAUGAUUCUAUCCUGCACACAUCUAUGUGGUAGCGGAUGGUUUGUACGGGAUUUAUGUUUGAUUUUGAACAUUUGCUUUUCAUCUGUUAUGUUUAGAAUGUAAUUAAAUGCGUCAUAAGGUUUGUAUGGUGUCUGAGAGCAGUAUAUUUAUCAAGUUCAGUCGUGAUCGAGGGAGAUUUGUAACUGUGAGACAUAAGUGAAACUCUAUCUAUGUUGUUGUUUGUCAAGGGAACUAUACCUAUUAAGUGUAUAUAGUGAGAAAUUAUGUGUGGAGUUUAUUAGGUGCUGAGGUUGUCGUACUUUGGACAUUCUACUUGUCAAUAAGCGUAGCCUGUUUCAGUUAUAAUUUGUCAUGCAGGGAAAUUUGAUGUUGUGUUUUCUAUGUAAUGUAUGGUCUCAGUUUGUUUUUCUUCAUUUCUUAGGCCCUAGACUAACUAUAGCUCAUGUCAUGAAUUCAUGAACUAAAUGCAACAAGAAUCGUUUUUCAUUUUUUUGGUUCAAUUUUUAGAAAUAAAGAUCUGAUUUUCUU
Messenger RNA from Rubroshorea leprosula, 2221 nucleotides. Lineage: Eukaryota; Viridiplantae; Streptophyta; Magnoliopsida; Malvales; Dipterocarpaceae. The record is from the annotation of a GenBank genome assembly.